Molecule: messenger RNA, 2269 nt
Organism: Arvicanthis niloticus (Nile rat)
Lineage: Eukaryota; Metazoa; Chordata; Mammalia; Rodentia; Muridae
Gene: Usp51
Product: ubiquitin specific peptidase 51
Biological process (GO): protein deubiquitination
Molecular function (GO): zinc ion binding; cysteine-type deubiquitinase activity
Source: RefSeq, a predicted model, not a curated record
AGAGAAGACUGGCAGAGGAGCGCCUGGACAGCAGCAGCAGCAGCUGACUUUCUAGAUCAAGCGCGCCUUGGGGCCCCAGGCUUGGGAGUGAGCCGAUGGCCCACGUUCGAGAAGCGUCCCGGUCCUCCCGCUCCGUCGCCUGUUGGAGUUCGGGAGGUGGUCGAGGAGCCUGUUUGGAGCAGGCGGCUGAGAAUGCAUCGAGAAUGGAGCAGACGAUGCGGGGUACACAGGGAGCCCAGGAGAUGAAGCCGGAGCUGUGGCCGGAGCCCAAGCCCACGUCGGAGAACUUAACAAGUAGGGGCAGUGGCAGCGAUGAGAAGGUGCUCCCUUCUAUCCCGGCUGCUUGUCACACCAGCUCCAGCUCGGUUUGCCCGCGCCGCAAGCCCCGCCCUCGGCCCCAGCCCAGGUCCCGCUCCAGGGGAGGGCGUGGGCUCAAGGCCCCACCCCCGCCUCCCGCCAAACCUCCGCCUCCCCCGCCAGCGCCACCACCUCCACCCCCGCCCCAGCCGCGGUCGGUGGCCUGGCGCAAUUCCAGGCGUAGAUCCAGGCCUGGAUCCAGACCCCCAACACGGAAAAGCUACUCUAGUGACCAAGGCUGCUCUGGGGAUUUUGAUGGCGCAGAGUACAGGUUACUGGAGGUAGGGUCUAAUAAGGGUCCCAGCGGCUGCUCUCACAUAGAGAGCUUUAAAGUAGCUAAAAACUGGCGGAGGAACCUGCGGAUGCUCUAUCAGCGUUUCAUUUGGAGUGAAACCCCGGAGACUAGGAAGCGUAAGGCAAAGUCAUGCAUCUGUCAUGUAUGUAGUACACAUAAGAACAGACUCCACUCUUGUCUGUCCUGUGUAUUUUUCGGAUGCUUUACUGAGAAACAUAUUCAUACUCACGCAGAAACAAACCAACACAAUUUAGCAGUAGACCUCUAUCAUGGGGUUAUAUAUUGCUUUAUGUGUAAGGAUUAUGUAUAUGACAAAGAUAUAGAAAAAAUUGCCAAAGAAACAAAGGAGAAAAUUCUGGGACUGUUAAUGUCCAGUGCAGGAGAUUUAUCAUAUCAGCAGCUAAUGGCAUAUGAGGUUGAAGAAAAUCAAUCAACCUGUGAGUCAAAUCAGGAAACCAGUUUGGUAAAACCCAAGAAAAAGAGGAGGAAAAAGACAGUGUAUUAUACUGUAGGCCUCAGAGGGUUAAUUAAUCUUGGGAAUACUUGCUUUAUGAACUGUAUUGUCCAGGCACUUACCCACAUUCCGCUACUGAAGGAGUUCCUCCUUUCGGACAAGCACAAAUGUAUGAUGACAAGCCCCAGCUUGUGUUUGGUCUGCGAGAUGGCUUCACUUUUUCAAGCUAUGUACUCGGGGAACCAAAGUCCUCAUAUUCCCUAUAAAUUACUGCACCUGAUAUGGAUCCAUGCAGAACAUCUAGCUGGGUACAGGCAACAGGAUGCCCAUGAGUUUCUCAUUGCAAUAUUGGAUGUGUUGCAUAGACACAGCAGAGAUGAUGGCAUCGAGCCAGAAGGUAACUCCAACUGCUGUAAUUGCAUCAUAGACCACAUCUUUACAGGUGGUCUGCAGUCAGAUUUGACAUGUCAAGUCUGUCAUGGUGUCUCUACUACUAUAGACCCAUGCUGGGACAUUAGCUUGGAUUUGCCUGGGUCUCAUACCCCAGGGAGGGCAAGUACAUCGAGUAGAGAUGGCCAGAAGCCACGAGUCAUCUCACUUACAGAUUGCCUGAAGUGGUUUACAAGGCCCGAAGACCUAGGUAGCAGUGCCAAAAUCAAAUGCAGUCGAUGCCAAAGCUACCAGCAAUCUACCAAACAGCUCACAAUGAAGAAAUUACCGAUUGUGGCCUGCUUUCAUCUGAAACGGUUUGAACAUUUAGGCAAACAGAGACGCAAGAUUAAUACUUUCAUCUCAUUUCCUUUGGAGCUGGACAUGACUCCCUUUUUGGCCUCUACUAAAGAAAGCAUCAUGAAAGGCCAGCCAUUAACAGAGUGUGUGCCCAGAGAGAAUAAGUAUUCUUUGUUUGCAGUGAUUAACCACCAUGGGACUUUGGAAAGUGGCCAUUAUACCAGCUUUGUCCGACAGGAAAAGGACCAGUGGUUCAGCUGUGAUGACGCCGUAGUCACCAAGGCUACAAUGGAGGAGUUACUCUAUAGUGAAGGGUAUCUACUGUUCUAUCACAGGCAAGAUAUAGAGAAAGAAUAAUCUUACCCAGAACGAUUUCCAGACCAAAAAAUAAAUAAAGUUUAAAAAAAAAGUAAAAAAUAAGAAAGAAAACAAAA